Molecule: messenger RNA, 516 nt
Organism: Tauraco erythrolophus (red-crested turaco)
Lineage: Eukaryota; Metazoa; Chordata; Aves; Musophagiformes; Musophagidae
Source: RefSeq, a predicted model, not a curated record
AUGUUUAGAUACGGAUACUGGGAAACACCAGUGGUUCCAAGAAAGAGCUCGGGUUCCGGCCGUGAGCCUGGAAGGAGCGCUGCUGGUUUGGCUCACCCGGAGUUGCGCUUGCGCGUGAGCUUUGCGGAACUGAAACGGCUGCCUGUGGGAAAUUUAGAUAUAAUCCGUACUAUCCGGGACCCGGAGAAACCUAAUACUUUGGAAGAACUGGAAGUGGUGACAGAGAGCUGUGUUGAAGUACAGGAGAUAGGGGAAGAUGAAUAUCUGGUUAUCAUCAGGUUUACACCAACAGUACCUCAUUGCUCUUUGGCCACUCUCAUUGGCCUUUGUUUAAGAAUAAAACUACAGAGAUGUUUGCCCUUCAGACAUAAGCUGGAAAUCUACAUAUCCGAAGGUACCCAUUCCACCGAGGAAGACAUCAACAAGCAAAUCAAUGACAAGGAGAGAGUAGCAGCUGCGAUGGAGAAUCCAAACUUGCGUGAAAUUGUGGAGCAGUGUGUGACAGAGCCUGACUAG